GAGGGUUCUUGAAUGGUAAACAAGCCGAGCAGAGAGAGGGGGCUGAAAUAUAGGCGUCCAGUCGACAGUACACUGUUUGAUUUUAAUUGGGCGUCAUAUUAAUGUUCUAGACUAGGGGUAGGCAAAAUGUGUGACGCGUCCUCGAAUGAGGUUCAAAUUAGAACGGGCUUGUUAUAGUCAGGAUGACCAAGCAUGCAACUCAGUCAAAUUCGAGCAUAGGGUGACGAAUAAUGCAUACCGUUUAGAUGCAGCAGUAUAUCGCGGUGUAGAUAAGACACCUGUUUAUUGUGAAAACACUUUCGCUUUGCGUUUCGACUCUUUCGCGGGGGAACUGUCAUUUCACGGUGAGAACAUCCUUUUUAUUUCUGGGUUUCGAUAGUAACGUGCAUGCAUACUGGUGCAAACAUGGAGAAUGAUUGCGAUAGAAACGAUCAAAAGCAAGACGUCAAGAAGACAGAGGGGUGUUUUGAAAGGACACGUUCAGCAUUAACUGUGGAUGACGUAUACGAAAUAGCUAAAUUGAUUGGCUCGGAAGUGGAAAAACUUAUUGACCGCUACGGUAAAGAGAGCGUCACAGUACUGGUGCCUAAAAUAGUCAAAGUUCUAGAGCUUUUGGAGAGCUUCGCCUUGCUGAACCAUGCACACAAGUCAAAAGAAGAAGAAUUACUUAAAGCAUUCGAAACGCUACAUGUACAGAAACAGAAGACGAGAUCUGUGAAAGAAUGCGAAGAAAGCAGCAAGUACGAAAUACAGCAGGUGAGUCGAUGGUAACAACAUGGUAGUAACAUGGGGACCGAUAAUCCCUCCAGUGACGUAUCGUGUCAAUUAGCGGAUUGUAACAACACUGACGAUAUGUGAUUUGGGGUUGCUGCUACAUUGUAGCAAUUAAAUUGUUUUGACGGCUAGGCUACAAUUUAACAACUAUGCUACUCGCUGCACGUCAGUAUGCCACGUUAUUCAUCAUGCCCAUUUAGUGGCAAGUGACAGCUCACCAUAUAUAUUUGGUAUCUGUGUGACGUAGAGUGUAGACCUACCACUGGCAACUAUUCCCCCACAUAGAGAAGGCUACAUUUUAAUUGUAUUAGUAGCCUAAACGAAAUGUAGCCUGUAUGUCGUUUUUGUUAUGUAACAUCAUGGAAUGGUGUGUUCAGAAUGGACGCUCGUAGUGUCGUUAUGAUGUACCUCUUGUGUUUUUCUUGACAGAUCGCUACAUUUGCCACAGUAUGUGAAUGGUAUAUUUAAGCAAUAAGUCCCGAGGAGGUGCGGUAUAUUGCCAAUAUAUACGCCUGGACACAGCCCUUAUCCGUGGUCUAUUGGCCAUAUAUCACAACCCCCUGAAGUGCCUUAUUGCUAUUAUAAACUGGUUACCAACCUAAUUAGACCAGUAAAAAUACAUGUUUUGUCAUACCCAUGGUAUAUGGUCUGAUAUACCACGGCUGUCAGCCAAUCAGCAUUCAGGGCUCAAACCACCCAGUUUAUAAUAGCUUAUUUAGUAGUGCUGAGCGAUUAGUGCUUUUUGAGGUGGUUCGAUUAUAAAACAUUUAUCACGGUUUUCGAUUUCAGUUUCGAUACAAAAAAAACAACAUUAAAUGCACUAUGCAUUACGUGGGUUGAAUGCUGUAACAAUGCAGAAUAAAACUAUCAGCAAGUCCCAUGUAAUGGAUGAUGGUCAUUGUAGUUCAUUAUCACAUUUUCUGCAAUAAACUAUGUAGAAUAUUGGCCUGUUGGCAAUUACAACUCUCUAGUACAUCGCACUGUUCGGGCUUGAUCUGAUUUAUCUCUGGAGAAACUGUGCAUUGUACAGUUUUUAAUAUAAAAUAACCAAGGCUAUAUCUCAGUAGAAUUUGGGAAAUCACUGUUAUCUUGUCUGUGAUCUCAAAGGUCAUAGAUUUGAUAUAAGAAGAAACAGUAUGUUGGUACUUCCGCUUGGCCCAUAUACAGUGGGGGGAAAAAGUAUUUAGUCAGCCACCAAUCGUGCAAGUUCUCCCACUUAAAAAGAUGAGAGAGGCCUGUAAUUUUCAUCAUAGGUACACGUCAACUAUGACAGACAAAAUGAGAAAAAAAAUCCAGAAAAUCACAUUGUAGGAUUUUUAAUGAAUUUAUUUGCAAAUUAUGGUGGAAAAUAAGUAUUUGGUCACCUACAAACAAGCAAGAUUUCUGGCUCUCACAGACCUGUAACUUCUUCUUUAAGAGGCUCCUCUGUCCUCCACUCGUUACCUGUAUUAAUGGCACCUGUUUGAACUUGUUAUCAGUAUAAAAGACACCUGUCCACAACCUCAAACAGUCAAACUCCAAACUCCACUAUGGCCAAGACCAAAGAGCUGUCAAAGGACACCAGAAACAAAAUUGUAGACCUGCACCAGGCUGGGAAGACUGAAUAUGCAAUAGGUAAGCAGCUUGGUUUGAAGAAAUCAACUGUGGGAGCAAUUAUUAGGAAAUGGAAGACAUACAAGACCACUGAUAAUCUCCCUCGAUCUGGGGCUCCACGCAAGAUCUCACCCCGUGGGGUCAAAAUGAUCACAAGAACGGUGAGCAAAAAUCCCAGAACCACACGGGGGGACCUAGUGAAUGACCUGCAGAGAGCUGGGACCAAAGUAACAAAGCCUACCAUCAGUAACACACUACGCCGCCAGGGACUCAAAUCCUGCAGUGCGAGACGUGUCCCCCUGCUUAAGCCAGUACAUGUCCAGGCCCGUCUGAAGUUUGCUAGAGUGCAUUUGGAUGAUCCAGAAGAGGAUUGGGAGAAUGUCAUAUGGUCAGAUGAAACCAAAAUAUAACUUUUUGGUAAAAACUCAACUCGUCGUGUUUGGAGGACAAAGAAUGCUGAGUUGCAUCCAAAGAACACCAUACCUACUGUGAAGCAUGGGGGUGGAAACAUCAUGCUUUGGGGCUGUUUUUCUGCAAAGGGACCAGGACGACUGAUCCGUGUAAAGGAAAGAAUGAAUGGGGCCAUGUAUCGUGAGAAUUUGAGUGAAAACCUCCUUCCAUCAGCAAGGGUAUUGAAGAUGAAACGUGGCUGGGUCUUUCAGCAUGACAAUGAUCCCAAACACACCGCCCGGGCAACGAAGGAGUGGCUUCGUAAGAAGCAUUUCAAGGUCCUGGAGUGGCCUAGCCAGUCUCCAGAUCUCAACCCCAUAGAAAAUCUUUGGAGGGAGUUGAAAGUCCGUGUUGCCCAGCGACAGCCCCAAAACAUCACUGCUCUAGAGGAGAUCUGCAUGGAGGAAUGGGCCAAAAUACCAGCAACAGUGUGUGAAAACCUUGUGAAGACUUACAGAAAACGUUUGACCUGUGUCAUUGCCAACAAAGGGUAUAUAACAAAGUAUUGAGAAACUUUUGUUAGCCCAUAUCUCCUACAGCUUUCACUACACCACAUGUCUAUGCACCACACACAUUCUUCCACACACCACACCAUGAGCCCUGCUCAUCCCAACACGUUGUUUCUGUUUCUGACUACACUGUCUGUUAUUGGUCUUGUUGGUAUCUUGUUUUUAAAAUGGAGGUCACCAUAACACGUGAAAUGAAAGUUAUAAACACGGGCGUCUUAGGCACGCUUGUUUUUCUCUUUCACUUGGAACAUUCAUCAGCUAGAACUCAGUAGCUAUCAAUAUCUUUGAUUUAAUUAGGAGCCUAUUCUUCCUCACCACCAAGUACCUGUAGACUCCUCUGGUUGUGGGCAAUGAGUUCACUAGAAGUCAAUGGUUAUGGGUACCAUAUAAAUAGAAUGGGUAUGCUGUGUGUCUCCUCCUGACCCAGAGUCAGUGACAGCUCCUCCUUGUCCCCCAGCAGGAGGUGCAGCAGCAGGAGCAGGCGGAGAAGCAGAGGAGGAGGUGCGAGGAGCUGCAGGCCCAAGUGUUACAUCUACAGACGGAGAAUCAGGAGUUACAGAGCUGCCUGAGGGGCAACCAUGCCCAGGAAGGUUGGUUUAAAACACAUAAACACACGUACACACACAUGAUUGGUUUAAACAGCUGCCUUAAGGGCAACGAUACCUAGGGAGGUUGGUUGAUAUAGAACAGCCUUAGAGACACAGCCGGCUGAGGGGCAACCAUGCUAAGGAAGGUUAGUUUAAACAUCUGCCUUAGGGGCAACCAUGCUCAGGAAGGUUAGUUUAAACAUCUGCCUUAUGGUCAACCAUGCACAGGAAGGUUAGUUUAAACAUCUGCCUUAGGGGCAACCCGGCUCAGGAAGGUUAGUUUAAACAUCAUUACCCUUUAUGUUGCACAUAAUAUAUCACACACCUCUUAGAAACAAUCCCCUUCUCACAUGUGUGUAUGCAAACAUACUACCCACCACAUUACAUUACAUUUACAUUUUAGUCAUUUAGCAGACACUCUUAUCCAGAGAGACUUACAGUUAGUGAGUGCAUACAUUAUUUUUUUAUUACUGGCCCCCCGUGGGAAUCAAACCCACAACCCUGGCGUUGCAAACGCCAUGCUCUACCAACUGAGCUACAUCCCUGCCGGCCAUUCCCUCCCCUACCCUGGACGACGCUGGGCCAAUUGUGCGCCGCCCCAUGGGUCUCCCGGUCGCGGCCGGUUACGACAGAGCCUGGAUUCGAACCAGGAUCUCUAGUGGCACAGCCACUGUGCCACUCGGGAGGCCACUCAUCUCCCUCUCGGAUACGUACCAGGUUGUACGCACUCCUGAGAUCUAAUUUAGUGAAGAAGCGCACUCCAUGCAAUGACUCAACCACUGAUGGAAUGAGGGGGAGAGGAUAACUAAAUCUAAUCGUCUCCUUGUUCAGUGGUCGAUAGUCAAUGCACGGGCGCAGACCGCCGUCUUUCUUCUUCACAAAAAAGAAACUUGAGGAGGCGGGUGAAGUGGAGGGACGUAUGUACCCCUGGUGCAGGGACUCGGUGACGUAUGUUUCGAUAGCCUCCGUCUCCGCCUGCGACAGAGGAUACACAUGACUCCUGGGAGGUACAGCGUCUACCCGAAGGUUUAUUGCGCAAUCCCCCGCCCGAUGAGGUGGCAAUUUAGUGCCAGAUCAUGGUAUUCGGGGGGAAUGCGCACGGUGGAGGCACCGUCUGGACUUUCCCUGACACUCUCGGACCACCCUGUGAGAACCCUCUGCGGCCAUGAGAAAGUGGGGUUGUGGAGUGCUAGCCACGGAAUACCUAACACCACAGGGAAAACAGGAGAAUCAAUGAGGAAAAAGUGACAUGCUUUCACGCUGUGAUCAUGGUGACGUGGUCCUCUGUAUUGGUGAGCACCGGUACGCUGUAGUGGGUUGAUCCCGGGACCACCUACACCUUUUUUAUGCGCAUGACGUAGUCGCUUUGGAUAAAAGACCCUAAAUGGCUUUUUAUUUUAUAUAUUACCGUGACUUCCUUUAUAACCCGGACCCUAAAUGGUCGACUAUCAAGUGCUCUGGGGCGUGGAAUGGAUAGCGGGAACUAAUGAAAUGCCCAUGGGGGCGUGCAAAAGUUUUAUCCAAUAAAGUUCCCAGCUGCGCCUGAAUCUACUAGCGCCUUACACUUGGGAACUCUCAUGUAAUCAGGGAAGUAUAUGGGUAUGGUACAGUGCGCAGCAGAGGGCUCUGAACAAGUGUGGGUGCUCAAUACCUGGGUGAUGUGAGAGGUGCCCUGCCGGCCGCCUCCUGACCCAAAAGAGCGCUGACGACAACGUGUGGUGGAAUGUUCCUUCGUGCCAUCCGAUUGCCACUGGCGCUCUCUCGGUGCGCGGUACCACCCAGCUCCAUGAGCUCUGGAUCCGCGUUGGUCGGGGCGGGAACGGGCAGACCUCCUCCAGGACGUCCUCUGGUUGCCAGCAGGUUAUCCAGACGAAUGGCCUUGUCCACCAGUUCGGUAAAAGACAAACUGGUGUCACGGCAGGCUAGCUCCCGUCGGACGUCCUCCCGUAGAUGGCACCGGAACUGGUUGAUCAGGGCCCGCUCGUUCCUGUUGCCAGAAUCCGGAACUCCAGCGCGAACUCCUGUACUGUCCUCGUCCCCUGCCUCAAGUGGACCAGCCGCUCACCCGCCUCUCGACCCUCGGGCGGGUGAUCGAAAACCGCCCGAAAUAGGCGGGCAAACUCCCUGUAGUCCUCCAACGCGGCUCCUCCUUCUCUCCAAACCACGUUGGCCCACUCCAGGGAUUUCCCCGAGAGGCAGGAAAUGAGGACGGACACCUGCUCUCGAUCUGAUGGCACCGGCCUGACACUGGAGCAGUACAGCUCCAGUUGGAGAAGGAAUCCCUGACAUAGAGCCGGCGUCCCAUCGAACGCUCGUGGUCGAGAUAUCUGGAUCCCUCCGGGUGCUGUGAUGUAGGUGGCUGGAUCCGGUUCCUCUUCUCUCCAGGCGUUGGACGACCUGAAGAACCCGAUCCAUCGCUUCCCCCAAGCUGGCCAGCAUAGUGGAAUGUUCCUGGACCCUUGCCACUAUUCCAGGCAUGCGCUCCUCUCCUGCCGACUCCAUAAAGGUGAGUGAUUCUGUGAUGAGGUGUGAAUGACGGAGUCAGAUGCAGGAGGUAAAACACCAAAAUCCAGAGUUUAUUCAGUGUACAUGAAUAAAGCACAGCAAGCGUCAAAACGAAACUAGCACAAGGGAAAAAUCCACCUUGGCUACAUACAAGGAAAGAGUAGCUCAACCGAGCUACUCACUCUCACAAUGAACAAUCACUCACAAAGGACAAGGGGGCAGAGGGAACACUUAUACACAGACUAAUGAGGGAAUGAGUACCAGGUGUGUGUGAUUGACAAGACAAGACAAAUGGAGUGAUGAUAAAUGGAGUGGUAGUGGCUAGUAAGCCGGUGACGACGAACGCCGAAACCGGCCCGAGCAAGGAGGAGGGGCAGCCUCGGCUGAAUUCGUGACAGAAACAAGGAGGGACUUCCUGGACUUGUCCAAUAAGAAACGGAAACAUUAAUUUCCGUUUUACGUUGAUAUUAUUUAUAUAUAUAAAAAUAUAUAUAUAAUUGUGCCCUAAUGAUGUUCUCUCUGAUCCGUCUGUUGACCAUUGAAUACCCACAGUAACGAUAUUGCAUUGUUGUGGUCCUGUGUUCCAGACCGUGUCCAACGGCAGGAGCGGGAGGUGAUGCUGAAACUGAAGGUGGUGGUUGACAAGCAGAGAGAUGAGCUGAGGGCCAAAGUACAGCAGAUAGCCAGCGUUACUAAAGAGGUGGAGGCGGUAAGGACAAGAAGACUACAUGUACAGUCCAUCUGAAUGCAAGUGUACCCAGACACGCUUCAGCUUGCACGCACGCACACACACACACACACACACACACACACACACACACACACACACACACACACACACACACACACACACACACACACACACACAGACACACAGACACACACACACACCCCUGGGCACAGUGGCACAGUGAUUGUAUCCAUACUCUGAAGGUCAGCCAAUAGCCUGUCAUGAGUGGGGAGGUGUCAUAAACAGCCGAUAGGAAGUCUGUCUCUCAGCAGUGAAUCAGGGAGCAGUACGGCCUGGUAUGGGAAUUGCUCUGUCCACGACCGCAAGGCCCUCCAGCGGGUGGUGAAGAUGGCCCAGUAUAUCACUGGGACCGUGCUCCCACCCAUCCAGGACAUCUACUCGAAACCGUGCCUGAGGAAUGCCCGCAGCAUCAUCAAGGACCCCACAAACCUCAACCACGAGCUGUUCACUAUCUCACCGUCGGGCAGAUGGUAUCAGAGCAUGAGAUCUGAUACCAACAGGCUCAGAGACAGUUUCUAUCUACAAGCCAUCAGACUGCUGAACACUUGAACUGGACUGACCACCUGCUCUGAUUCUCUGCACCUUAGCACACAUGCACUCACUCACGCACACACCCACACAGACACACACACACACACACACACACACACACACACACACACACACACACACACACACACACAUAUAUACACUGAGUGUACAAAACAUUAGGAACACCUCCCUGAUAUUGAGUUGCACCCCCUUUUGCCCUCAGAACAGCCUCAAUUCGUCGAGCAUGGACUCUACAAGGUGUCGAAAGCGUUCCACAGGGUUGCUGGCCCAUGUUGACUCCAAUGCUUCCCACGGUUGUGUCAAGUUGGCUGGAUGUCCUUUGGGGGGUGGACCAUUCUUGAUACACACGGGAAACUGUUGAGCGUGAAAAACCCAGCAGCGUUGCAGUUCUUCACACACUCAAACCGGUGCACCUGGCACCUACUACCAAACCCCUUUCAAAAGCAAUUAAAUAUUUUGUCUUUCCCAUUCACCCUCUGAAUGGCACACAUACACAAUCCAUGUCUCGUUAACCUGUCUCCUCCACUUCAUCUACGCUGAUUUAAGUGGAUUUAACAAGUGACAUCAAUAAGGGAUCAUAGCUUUCACCUGGAUUCACCUGGUCAGUCUAUGUCAAAGAAAGAGUUCCUAAUGUUUUGUACGCUCAGUGUACAUUCAUGUUACACACACAUCCCAACUGCUACUACCAGACUCUUAUUAUGAUCGCUAAAUACUGCACAAUUUAAACACUUGCCACCCAAUCCCCCCUUCCCCAAAACAUGUGUAAAUAUUGGACUAUAAAUUGUGUAUUAUACUUACGCUAAAAUGUUUAUUCUAUUCUACUGAGCCAUUUACUUUAUGUUCAUAUUCUUAUCUUUUCUUAUUUCUUAUUGUUGUUGCAUUGUUGAGGAGGAACCUGCAAGUAUGCAUUUAAUUUGACGGGGUAUACCAUGUGUAUCCUGUACAUACGACUAAUAAAACUUGAAACUGAAACAGUACUGGCAUAAUAGUCAUGGUUAUUGGUUUGUGCUGAGCAUCACCUUGGAGACAUGUCUGGGCCAUGACUCCACUCCCCUAUUCACAGCAGCUCUCUCUGUCACAGAGUAAUGGUUUUAAACUCCAGCUCGAGCUGGGUGAGUUUGUUUAUGUUUCUAGGCUUUUCAGCUUACCUAGAGAUGUGGGCCUCCUCAAUUAAGUUUGCUGAAAAUGAUGCUUGAACGUGUUUUUCUGUUCAUGGGAGUAACCAGUGUUGUCCCCCUGUGUUUGUGUAAUAUGGUCUCCCCUUACUCCCAUUGAGUCCCUUCACCCCCAACAAGGCCCACUAUGAUAUCUAGCAUAUCAUAUAAUCGGCCUGGAUGUGUAUGCGUGUGUAUGUAUGUAAUGUGAGUGUUAUAUUAGGGUGUUUUUUCAUACCUGUGUGUGUGUGUACAGCUGCAGGAGCAUUUGGAGCGCUUCAUGAAGAUGAAUGGGGAGCUGAGACACAAGCAGAGCAUCGUCACGGCCCAGGUGAAGGGUGCUGUGGAGAGGAAGGCUGACAUGGAGGCAGACCUCCGAGAGAAACAGAAAGAGAUAGAACGCCUCACCAUCCAGCUGGAAAAGGCCAACGCUGCUGCUGGCACAGUAAGAAGUGUGUCUGUGUGUUUGUCCCUUGUUGAAAAAGCAAGCAUUAAUUUCCAUUUUUGAAUUGGCCUUGGACCUCAUAUUAUAUUUAAGCAAAAAUGCCAGAGGGGGUGUGGUAUGUUGGCCAUAUACCUCAAACCCCUAAGGUGCCUUAUUGCUAUUAUAAACUGAUUAUCAACAUAAAUAGAACAGUAAACAUGUAUUCUUGAGUCAUACCCAUGGUAUACUGUCUGAUAUACACACAGCUGAAAUGCUGUUUCAGCCAAUCAAUGUCCAGGACCCAAAGUACCCCAUUUAUAAUACUACAUAAGCAUUAGUCAUCCAGAGUGGUGUAUUCUGACUCACUUUACUGACUUGUUUGUUACACCUUGUCGUCAUUUCUCUAGAUAACUUUUAGUGUCCUGCCCUCUCCCUCAGUUUAUUUUGUAGCUGAACUUUAAUCUUUAAACAUUUGUCACUGUCCUCUCUCUGCCGAGUCUUACACUUGGCCUUUGUUUUCUCUAAACUCUUCUACCUGUAAAAGAAGCUGUAGCCAUUUUGAAAUAUUUGUUAUGACUAAGAUAAGAGAAACUAAGGUCAUAUCCGUGACUUCUCUCUCUGACAAAGGAGUUAACUCAUUGUUGUGAGAGGAAAACAGAUACACCGUUGGCACAAGAUGUACAUGUACAGUACAUGUCAAAAGUUUGGACACACCUACUCCUUGAAGGGUUUUCUUUAUUUUUACUAUUUUCUACAUUGUAGAAUAAUAGUGAAGACAUCAAAACUAUGAAAUAACACAUAUGGAAUCAUGCAGUAACCAAAAAAGUGUUAAACAAAUCAAAAUAUAAAUUAUUGCCUUGAUGACAGCUCUUGGCAUUCUCUCAAUCAGCUUCACCUGGAAUGCUUUUCCAACAGUCUUGAAGGAGUUCCCAUAUAUGCUGAGCACUUGCUGGCUGCUUUUCCUUCACUCUGCCGUCCGACUCAUCCCAAACCAUCUCAAUUUGGUUAAGGUUGGGGAAUUGUGGAGGCCAGGUCAUCUGAUGCAGCACUCCAUCACUCUCCUUCUUGAUAAAAUAGCCCUUACACAGCCUGGAGGUGUGUUGGGUCAUUUUCCUGUUGAAAAACAAAUGAUAGUCCCACUAAGCCCAAACCAGAUGGGAUGGCGUAUCGCUGCAGAAUGCUGUGGUAGCCAUGCUGGUUAAGUGUGCCUUGAAUUCUAAAUAAAUCACAGACAGUGUCACCAGCAAAGCACAUUUACAUUUUACAUUUUAGUCAUUUAGCAGACGCUCUUAUCCAGAGCGAUUUACAGUUAGUGAGUGCAUACAUUUUUCAUACUGGCCCCCCGUGGGAAUCGAACCCACAACUCUGGCGUUGCAAACGCCAUACUCUACCAACUGAGCUACACAGGGCAAUAAAACCUUGCCUGGAAAUGCAAGACACAGAUGACUAUAAGCACGAUUAGCAGUCAUACAUUCUGUAGCACUCGAUUGCUCCACAUUGAACGGCCCACUCCUUUCAGACAAAUUAUGCAGUAGUGCUGCUGUAGUAAUAACAAAAUAAUAAAAAAAUAACAGCAAAUAUGAUCACAAGAGGGGAAAAAACUAACACGCUUCACUUCAGAGUUCUGGUGCUGAUAGGAACAUGUUCUUUCCAAACUCUAAAAGCUAGGACUAUGAAUACUACAUUUAUCAAAUACUCCAAGUGCAAGAUAUGUCCACAGUCCACUAUCUUACCUAGAUAGAAACAACUAUGUUCUCAGAAAUAAAAACUACUUCAGGCCAAACUGAGCUGCUUUGAACUUGUGGUCAAGUUCCUGGAGAAUGUCAAGUUCGUGGCAGGGGAGUACUUCAAGUGUUUAAGUAACUAUUGUUCACAUUCACACUCAACCCAAUCACUCUCACUCUCACACACACACACGCACACACGCACACACACACACAAAAAAAUAUAUAUAUAUAUAUAUAUUCGCAUUGUGGUCCUAAGGUUACUAAUAGGAUAGCCUGUACGACUUACAAGGACCAGCCUAGAAACACAUUUGAGCCAUGGCUGCCCUAAAGACACAGGUAGUAACAUCUGGACCAGGGAUAAAGCACACCAACCACUGGUCCACCAGAAAAACGGCAAGUAGCUUAGUGGUUAAGAGCGUUGUGGCAGUAACCGAAAGGUCGCUGGUUCUAAUCCCCUGGCCGACUAGGUGAAAAAUCUGUUGAUGUACCCUUGAGCAAGUUGCUUAACCCUAAUUGCUCGUGUAAGUCGCUCUGGAUAAGAGCGUCUGCUAAAAAAAAUAAAAAUAAAAACAAGAGCCAAGCUAUCAAUAGGAAAAUAAAAGGAAACCAAAAAGGAAACCGGAGGCAUCAACUUUCACUGCAUGACAAGCAGAAACAUAUUAAGCUUAAGGAGUCACUAGACUUUUAAAAACACAGUUCAUAGAUUUAGUACAAAGGUACUAAAAUGUAUUGUAAGUUUAACAUCUGAGUAAUGCAUGACUUAAAAGUCACCCCUUCAAAAUAAAAGCUUGUCUAAGAUUACCCAAAAAUAUUCAGGUAAAGUCAUGAGGAAAGCCAGCCAAAGCCUCGCGGGGGAAAUAGACACACACGCACACACUCUUCAACCUCUAUCUUGGAAAUGCAUAUAUUCAAGCAGCAAUACAAAAAAAUAUCCAUGAAGUAUAUACGCAUAUUCUCUGAAAAAAACAAAUAAUGUAUGAAAACAUCCCUGCUAUCAUGUCUCUAAAUACAAAACCUCUACCAAUAACUUGCUUCAGUGUAACAAGAGAAGUCAUUUUUCCUCUUUUCUUUUGUCUUUUUAUCAGUCCUUUCAAAACAGGUUAAAAUUUCAGUCCUCAGGUGUGAAUGGUAUGGAUGACUGUCUUCUUUUCGUCGUUAAAAUCGUUGUCUUUUUUUUCCUCUCAUAUACUUGAAGAAGUUGUAAGCAUGCAAGCCUCAGAGUGGGCAGAGGCGUUGACGGGGCGGGCUAGUGGCGGUGCUGAAGUCUUAGGCCAGGACCGGGAAGGCCUCUGGGUCGUCAACGUUGGGAACGGACAAUCCACCCGGCUUUUCAGGUCGAACUCCCCCGGGCCGAGCCGGCCGGUCGGAUCGGCCUCAUCCUCCACUGCUGCCUCCCCGUCCUCCACGGGCUCCCCCACACCAUAACACCUCCUCCUCCAUGCUUUACGGUGGGAACUACACAUACAGAGAUCAUCUGUUCACCCACACCGCGGCUCACAAAGACACGGCGGUUGGAACCAAAAAUCUCAAAUUUGGACUCCAGACCAAAAGACACAUUUCCACCUGUCUAAUGUCCAUUGCUCGUGUUUCUUAGCCCAAGCAGGACUCUUCUUCUUAUUGGUGUCCUUUAGUAGUGGUUUCUUUGCAGCAAUUCAUCCACGAAGGCCUGAUUCACACAGUCCCCUCUGAACAGUUGAUGUUGAGAUUUCUGAGGCUGGUAACUCUAAUGAACUUAUCCUCCGCAGCAGAGGUAACUCUGGGUCUUCCAUUCCUGUGGCGGUCCUCAUGAGUGCCAGUUUCAUCAUAGCGCUUGAUGGUUUUUGCGACUGCACUUGAAGAAACUUUCAAAGUUCUUGAAAUUUUCCGUAUUGACUGACCUCCAUGUCUUAAAGUAUUGAUGGACUGUUGUUUUUCUUUGCUUAUUUGAGCUGUUUACAUUUUAGUCAUUUAGCAGACGCUCUUAUCCAGAGCGACUUACAGUUAGUGAAUACAUAUUUUUUUUAUACUGGCCCCCCGUGGGAAUCGAACCCACAACCCUGGCGUUGCAAACGCCAUGCUCUAUCAAAUGAGCUACAUCCCUGCCGGCCAUUCCCUCCCCUACCCUGGACGACGCUGGGCCAAUUGUGCGCCGCCCAUGAGUCUCCCGGUCGCGGCCGGCGGCGACAGAGCCUGGAUUCGAACCAGGAUCUCUAGUGGCACAGUUAGCACUGCGAUGCAGUGCCUUAGACCACUGCGCCACUCAGGAGCUGUUCUUGCCAUAAUAUGGAGUUGGUCUUUUACCAAAUAGAGCUAUCUUCUGUAUACCCCCUACAAAUUCCACAAAUUAACUUUUAAGAAGGCACACCUGUUAAUUGAAAUGCAUUCCAGGUGACUACCUCAUGAAGCUGGUUGAGAGAAUGCCAAGAGUGUGCAAAGCUGUCAUCAAGGCAAAGGGUGACUAUUUGAAGAAUCUAAAAUAUUAAAUAUAUUUUGAUUUGUUUAACACUUUUUUGGUUACUACAUCAUUCCAUAUGUGUUAUUUCAUAGUUUUUAUAUCUUCACUAUUAUUCUACAAUGUAAACAAUAGUAAAAUAAAGAAAAACCCUUGAAUGAGUAAGUGUGUCCAAACUUUUGACUGGUAGUGUAUGUAUUGUCCACGUACAGUAUAAUGUGACUAAGAAGUCUUACUACAAGAAAAAUGUUAUUUUAACUUUGUAAUAAUCACACAUACAGUGCAUUCGGAAAGUAUUAAAACCCCUUGACUUUUUCCACAUUUUGUUAAGUACAGCCUAAUUCCAAAAUUGAUUAAAUUGUUUUUUCCCCUAAUCAAGCAGCACACAAUACCCCAUAAUGACAAAGCAAAAACAGGUUAAAAAAUUUUUCUGCAAAUGUAUAGAAAUAAACAACUGAAAUAUCACAUUUACAUAAGUAUUUAGACCCUUUACUCAGUACUUUGUUGAAGCACCUUUGGCAGCGUUUACAGCCUCGAGUCUUCUUGGGUAUGAUGCUACAAGCUUGGCACACCUGUAUUUCGGGAGUUUCUCUCAUUGUUCUCUGCAGAUCCUCUCAAGAUCUGUCAGGUUGGAUGGGGAGCAUCACUGCACAGCUAUUUUCAGGUCUCUCCAGAGAUGUUAGAUUGGGUUCAAGUCUGGGCUCUGGCUGGGCCACUCAAGGACAUUCAGAGAAUUGUCCCAAAGCCACUCCUACGUUGUCUUGACCGUGUGCUUCGGGUUCUUGUCCUGUUGGAAGGUGAACCUUUGCCCCAGUCUGAGGUCCUGAGCGCUCUGGAGCAGGUUUUCAUGAAGGAUCUCUCUGUACUUUGCUCCGUUCAUCUUUCUCUCAAUCCUGACUAGUCUCUCAGUCCCUGCCGCUGAAAAACAUCCCCACAGCAUGAUGCUGCCACCACCAUGCUUCACCGUAGGGAUGGUGCCAGGUUUCCUCCAGACGUGACGCUUGGCAUUCAGGCCAAAGAGUUCAAUCUUGGUUUCAUCAGACCAGAGAAUCUUGUUUCUCAUGGUCUGAGAUUCCUUUAGGUGCCUUUUGGCAAACUCCAAGCGGGAGUGGCUUCCGUCUAGCCACUCUACCAUAAAGGCCUGAUUGGUGGAGUGCUGCAGAGAUGGUUGUCCUUCUGGAAGGUUCUCCCAUCUCCACAGAGGAACUCUGGAGCUCUGUCAGAGUGACCAUCGGGUUCUUGGUCACCUCCCUGACCAAGGCCCUUCUUCCCCGAUUGCUCAGUUUGGCCGGGCGGCCAGCUCUAGGAAGAGUCUUGGUGAUUCCAAACUUCUUCCAUUUAAGAAUGAUGGAGGCCACUGUGUUCUUGGGGACCUUCAAUGCUGCAGAAUGUUUUGGUAUCCUUCCCCAGAUCUGUGCCUCAACACAAUCCUGUCUUGGAGCUCUAUGGACAAUUCCUUCGACCUCAUUGCUUGGUUUUUCCUCUGACAUGCACUGUCAACUGUGGGACCUUAUAUAGACAGGUGUGUGCCUUUCCAAAUCAUGUCCAAUCAAUUGAAUUUACCACAGGUGGACUCCAAUCAAGUUGUAGAAACAUCUCAAGGAUGAUCAAUGGAAACAGGAUGCACCUGAGCUUAAUUUCGAGUAUCAUAGCAAAGGGUCUGGUAUUUCUAUUUUUUAUUUGUAAUACAUUUGCAAACAUUGUUGUUAUGAGUUAUUCUGUGUAGAUUGCUGAGGGGAAAAAAAUAAUUUAAUCCAUUUUAGAAUAAGGCUGUAACGUAACAAAAUGUUAAAAAAGUAAAGGGGUCUGAAAACUUUUUUUGGGAUAAUUUCAUAGAAUGUGAAGUUCACUGAAUGUGUUAUACCAGGUGAACAACAUUUUGUUUCCCUUUGCCAUAAAACACAACUGUCAUUACAUGAACAAAAUUGUGAUAGUCCAGCUGUGUUUUCUCCACCCCAACAGGCCAGUCCGUGUAAGACAGAAGUGGACCUGACAGGCAAGCUGGUGAUAGACCUGAAGGACCCCAACAGACCCUGUUUCACCAAACAGGAGGUCAGAGAGAUGCUGACAGAGAGGAAUGAGCUCAAAGCCAACCUGUUCCUGGUGCAGGAGGAACUCUCCUACUACCAGAGGUAGGUACUAUAGGGUGUGUGUUUGUUUGUGUGUGUGUGUGUCGGGGGGGAUAUGAGUGUGUGUGUAUGUGUUUACAUGUUUGUUUGUUUGUGUUUGUCUAGUUUCAUACCUGUGUGUGUAUGUACUGACUUGUGUGUCAUAUGUGUCAUCCACACAGGGAGAUCCUGAAUGAUGAGCGGUGUCCAGGCUUCUUGCUGGAGGCAGUACGUUCUGCCAUAAAGAAACAGAAAACUGUCAUCAAGGCCAAGAUGCUGGGCAUGCCAGAGGACGAAUGCAGCAGGUGACACUGACUCACACACACGGGUACACACACACACACACACACACACACACACACACACACACAGGUACUCACACAUACACAUGCGCGUACACACACACACACACACACAAAGACACAGUGCUAACUUUGUGGAUGUGCUUUCUUUGAACAGUGAUGAGGAGAAAGCCCCCGUGUUUGAGAGGAGAGCAGAGACAGAAACCGAGACAGACAGCACUGACAGCAAACCACAAGAGUCUCGCAUCAGGAACCUGUAUGUACUACUGACCUGUUUUUACUCAUGUAAACAACACAUAGCUAUUUACAUACAGAAAUGUAAACAUGUUUAAAGCACAUUUACAACAUUCAUAGAAACCCAAUCAGAAGAUAGUUCUAGAAAUUUGGUAUGAAUAGUUGCUUGUUACAAUGUUGUUACUCUGGUAAACUGACGCAGGGCCUGGUUUUGUUGGAGAAUUCCUGCAAUAGCCUAAUUUGCAAUGACAAUGAGCCUCAGUUAACUAUGCAGUGCCCUACCAUAACCCUUACUCCAAGGCCACUGAUUGUCUAGGCAAAGUUGAGGCAGGUCUGUGGUUGGUUAGACCGGUUUGGCUUCUUUCAUAGGCCUCCAGCAUCCGUGAAUCAUUCCAUCAACUUGUUGCUAUGUCUUGAAUCCUGAUUAUAUUGUCUGUCUGGUCUCCUGAUAAUACUGUUGAGUGUCUAUGUUUACCUCUAGGCAGAAAGACAAACACAUGCUUCUGCUUUGUUCACUGUUCUGCUCUGUUUACCUUCAACCUAUAGCUUUCACAGCACCUGCUGAUGCCUCUGACUAAGCCCAUUGAAAUAAACAUAGACUACUCCCCCUGCUGGUGUAAGCAGGGACUACCUCAUAUCUACAGAAUGUAGUACUGCAUGUAAUCUCAGAAACCCUGACCAGAACCAAAUUUCACAUGCACGCUUACCGUUUAAUGAUCACGGCCGGUCACAAGACACUAUGCGGCAUAUAACCUCAGACACUGUAGUAGUGUGUAGGAACUACUAGGAAGCAGAACAACUCAGUCUUUCAGACAAUAUCUCUGACCUGUGAACUGUGUUGUGUUGUCUCCUCUCCUGUGUGUAGCUUUAGUUUCUUCUGAUAGCUGAUCCUAGACCUGUGUUGUCUCCUAGCUUUGGCUUCCUGACCCGCUCAGGCAGCAACCACAGCAGCCGUAGUCCCAGUGAAAACAACGCUGCUUCUUCCUGGGAAAUCAUCGACGACUCCGAGACCACCGCGGAGACAGAACCCCAACGAUCACCAUGACAACCCUCAACACCCGUCCAACUACACUUAUAAUAUAUAAUGCCAUUUAGCAGACGCUUUUAUCCAAAGCGACUUACAGUCAUGUGUGCAUAAAUGUUUGCGUAUGGGUGGUCCUGGGGAUGGAACCCACUACCCUGGCGUUACAAGCGCCGUGCUCUACCAGCUGAGCUACAGAGGACCACACUUUCCAUUCUGUUCGGGUUUCACUGGAUGUUUUAUACUGUUUAGGUCUCCAUAGCCGCCCUAAGAAAGGAAGAGCAUUCUCUCAUGCCUUCCCUCUUUCUUUUUUAUUACCCCCUCGUCCUUGCUCUACAUAACUUUAUCUUCCUCUCUCUCUUUCUCUUUCUCUCCCUCUGUUUCUCUCAGGAAAAGGUUCAGAA
Molecule: messenger RNA, 17526 nt
Organism: Coregonus sp. 'balchen'
Lineage: Eukaryota; Metazoa; Chordata; Actinopteri; Salmoniformes; Salmonidae
Source: the annotation of a GenBank genome assembly